UCUCUUCUCGGAUAAUAAUCUCCGAGUUAAUUUACAAUAUUAAAGUGUUAUAUCACGUUGGUGCUGCCAUACCGUGAUUUGCUCGGGCUCAAUGAAUAACGGUACAGAGUCGGUGAAUAUCGUGUGUCGUCCUAUCAGAUUCGGACUUCGCAUGAUUGGCGUAUGGCCGGGCACGUCGUAUGCUAUCUUGCGCAGAGAGUUCUGCAUAUCGUCAAUGGCGGUGUUUCAGACCUUUCAAUAUCAACACUUGAUCAUGCAUUUCGGCGAGGAGGACCUCUUCGCCCUCAUGGACAUGUUAAGCGCAACUCUGGCUUACAGUCUUCUGCUGAUCAAAUUGUUUAUUUUUGCGUUCAACGCACGUUUGCUGAACAAAAUGAUAGCGCGCUUGGUUGAGGAUUGGAAGGAGCGCGAUGUUUGCGACGAGUACACGAUGACUAGGAUGGCGUACAUCUCUCGUCGGUUCUCCAACUUUAUAAUUGCCUUGUACGCGCUUUCGGUGUUCCUUUACGCAACCGGUACUUUGCUGAGGUACAGAAGUAGCAAUGAGACAGACACCCGAGAGCUCCUCCUUAAGAUGGAAUUGCCUUUCGAGAUCAAGAGCACGUGGGUACACAUAGCUGUCUUUGCUACGCAGUAUGUUCAUCAGACAAGCGCAGCCAGUAUGGUGGGCGUGAUGAAUUCCUUGCUGAUAACACUGGUUCUUCAUGUCUGCGGACAGAUUGACAUUGUGCGGCAAAAAUUGAGUGAAAUCACGCGAAAGGACGUCAAGCAAGGUGUGAACGACAGCAUCGUGAAAAUGUUGAUAAUUCGGCAUCAAAGAAUUAUCUCUUUCUCUAAGAAUAUCGAGGCCUUCUUCUCUAAUAUCGCGCUAAUACAAUUUGUAUCAAAUACCAUGGUUAUCUGUUGUCUAGGAUUUCUUAUCGUAAUUUCCAUUGGUGUCCCAGGUGGAACGUCUAUGCUAAUAAAGUCCGUGUUCUUUUAUAUUGUUAUAAGCAUGGAGGCAUUUAUAUUUUGUUUCCUUGGGGAGCAUCUCAGUAUGAAAAGUCAAAAAAUUGGCGACGCGGUUUAUGAAUCACUUUGGUACGAGCUGAACCCGAAUCAGAAUCGUGACGUCAUGAUCAUGAUCAUAAGAUCGCAGAAACACUUGACGCUCACGGUCGGAAAGGUCAUGGAUCUUUCCCUCAAGCAAUUCGCCAGCAUCGUGAAAGCUUCGGCGUCAUACGUGUCGGUGUUACACGCGAUGUAUUGAAGCCUUAACGCGCUGCACGCCCCUCAUAUCUUCGCGUGCAGAAGGAUAUAGUACUUUUACUACCGUCAGUUUACACGAUUAACAAUUUUCCUAUUCAAAGAGGCGGGGUUUCACAUCAAGUGUGCGCCGUGUAGACAAACGGGGGAUACCGAAGCAUCGAUUUACCAGAGGCAUCCGUUCGCGACGGCUUUAUUUAGCCUGUCGCGUAUAAAGGCAGAGCUAUAAAUACAUUGUUGAUAUUUUAGAUCGAUGUACUUUAUCUGAUAAUAAAAUGACGAUCAAAAUAAACGCGAUUCGAUUAAAAAGAUGGUUAAUUUAAUCAACUACGUUUUUAUAUUAAAAUCGAAA
Wasmannia auropunctata (little fire ant) is the source of this 1597-nucleotide messenger RNA. Its product is annotated as odorant receptor 13a-like. Gene Ontology annotation, molecular function: olfactory receptor activity; odorant binding. Gene Ontology annotation, cellular component: plasma membrane. The coding region runs from base 92 to 1249 and encodes 385 amino acids. Lineage: Eukaryota; Metazoa; Arthropoda; Insecta; Hymenoptera; Formicidae. The transcript has 6 exons. The record is from RefSeq and is a predicted model, not a curated record. Gene Ontology annotation, biological process: sensory perception of smell; detection of chemical stimulus involved in sensory perception of smell.